Molecule: messenger RNA, 1761 nt
Organism: Lolium rigidum
Lineage: Eukaryota; Viridiplantae; Streptophyta; Magnoliopsida; Poales; Poaceae
Product: la-related protein 6A-like
Exons: 11
Coding region: 18-1550 (510 amino acids)
Biological process (GO): RNA processing
Cellular component (GO): nucleus
Molecular function (GO): mRNA binding
Source: RefSeq, a predicted model, not a curated record
CGCAGCCGCCAGCGAGCAUGAGCGGCGGCGACCGGUCGGCGGGCGACUCGGCUCCCCUGAUCCCCUCCUUCACGGACGGCCAGGCUCCACCCCCCGUCGCCGCCGCACCGGAAUCCCUGCCGCCCCCGUCUCGGCCUCUUGAGGCGGAGGAUGACCCCGUCGUCGUCCCCGACACCGUCAAAGUCGCUUCUCCGGAGGCCUCCAAAGCUGGCACCAGUGUCGCCGUGACCCCACUCACGACAUCGCCGCUUCUUGAGGCGGAGGAAGACACCGUCGUGGUCCCCGACACCGUCGAAGCCGCUUCUUCCGAGGCCUCCGACUCCGAGGUUGGCGCCGUGCCCCUGAUGCCGACAUCGCUGCCUGUUGAGGCGGAUGAGGAUCUGCUCAUCGUGCCUGACGCCGUCGAUGCCGCUUCCUCGGAGGUCACCAAGGUUGGCGCCGGCGGUGGUGUGCCCCCGCUCCCACCAUUUUCGCCUCUUGAGGCGGAGGACGACCAUCUCGUCGUCCCUGCCACUGUCGACGAUGCCUCUUUGGAGAUCUCCGAGGCUGUCGUCCCUAGUGUGGUGCUUACCGACGAGCUCCGCGACAAGAUCGUCAAGCAGGUGGAGUACUACUUCAGCGAUGAGAACCUUCCGACGGAUGAGUUUAUGUUGAAAUUUGUGAAAAAGAACAAGGAUGGCUUUGGUAAUGUUCCAGUUGGAGUUAUUGCGUCAUUUAGAAAAAUGAAGAAACUUGUUCAGGACCAAUCUAUAAUUGAAGCUGCCCUUAGGACAUCAUCAAAGCUGGUUGUGAGCUCUAAUGGGAAAAGGGUCAGAAGGUUACAUCCCUUGCCAUGCAGUGAGUUGAAAGACGUCAAGAAAAGGACAGUUCUGGUGGAAAAUCUACCUCUAGGUUUCUCCAUGGAGAAUAUACAGGAGAAGUUUGGAACAGUGGGCAAAAUUAUGAAGAUAACCAUAAAUGAUCCACAUGCAGUGGGAGAAUCUGCAGGUUCCAAGAAGCCUGACUUCAUGCUGAGUAACAAGGUGCAUGCCAUUGUUGAGUAUGAAGCGGUGGAGGCAGCUGAGAAGGCUGUGUCCACCUUAAGUGAUGAGAGGAACUGGAGAACUGGGAUGAGAGUCAUACUUCUGGCUAAACGGAGUGUAAUGGGAUCAGGAAAGCAUAUCCAAUCUUCAAAGGAAAAUCAUGGAACAGUUUCCAAAAAGAAUAAUGAGGGCCAGUCUUCAAAAGAACAAAAGUUAGUAUCAGAAAAAAAGGCCUGUGCUGACUCAGGAGAGGUUGCUUUGGAUAAGGAAAACGUGAACUCUGACGUUGGCCAGGAGGAAGUGCGCCAACACCAAAAGACAAAUGCUAACAGUGGUCAGAAAGGCCGAUACAGAAGCCAAGGAAAAGGUCUGAGCGGACAAGGGAAUGUCUCGUCUCCUACUAUUUCUGGUUCGGUCUCUGUAAACAAGCCUAUUUCUGGACCGAGAAUGCCAGAUGGAACAAGGGGCUUUGUAAUGGGGCGUGGUAGACCACUUCCACCUCCAAAAGCCGAAAAGGCUGAAGAAUAGAACUUUUUACAAUGAAGCCUGGUAAAGAUCUGUGUAUGAAAAUGACUUGUAUACCGGAAAGGCCCUGUAUUUUUUUAUGCAGCGUCUUUUCUUAAUUCACUGGCACUUCAGUUGGGGAUUUCAUGAUUGGUUGGUUGGUCUUUUACCGCUGCAUAUGUAUAUUUGUGAUGCAGUGACACCUUGUCUGAUGACUGGCGAAGUUUUGUGCUGA